CACAGCCUGUGGGGCAUGAAUCAGCCUGGCGCGCUCGGCACCGGCACGCUCCGCCCCGUCCGGGGUCGGCGGACGCUCACCCUACAUAAAGCAGGCACCCAGCGCGUCGGCACCCAGGCUGCCCGGAGGCCGGACUCCGCGCACCCUCUUCCCGCCGGCACAUCCCAGGAACGCCCCCCCGGAGGGCCGCGCAGACCCGACCGCAUGGACCCCGCGGGCCCCUUCGGGGUGUUGCUGCUGCCGCUGCUCCUGAUGGGGACCGCGCUGGGCGACGGUGGUGCGGGCGCGCCAGGCUCUGCCUCUGGUCCUGCAGGAGGAAACAGCGCGGAGACCUGCCUCCUGCCGCCCGACGUGGGGCCCUGCCGGGCCCUGAUCCCCAGUUACUACUACGACAGGUACACGCAGAGCUGCCUCCCCUUCACCUAUGGGGGCUGCCGGGGCAACGCCAACAACUUCGAAACGUGGGAGGCCUGCGAUGAGGCUUGCUGGAGGAUUGAGAAAGUUCCCAAAAUUUGCAGGUUGGAAGUCAAUGAGGAGCGGUGUGGAGAGAAGAAAGAGGAGUAUUUCUUCAAUCUAACAUCCAUGACAUGUGAAAAAUUCCUAUCUGGCGGUUGUCACAGCAAUGAGAACAGGUUCACGGAUGAGGCUACUUGUAUGAACUUCUGUGCACCAAAGAAAGGUCCAUCGUUUUGCUACAGUCCAAAAGAUGAGGGACUGUGCUCUGCUAAUGUGACUCGCUACUAUUUUAAUCCCAGACAUAGAACCUGUGAGGCCUUUGCCUAUACUGGCUGUGGAGGGAAUGACAAUAACUUUGUUAGCAUGAAGGACUGCAAAAAUGUUUGUGUAAAAGCUUUGAAGAAGGAAAGGAAUAAGAAGAUGACAAAGCUUUUCUUGGUGAAUAGAAGGCUGAAAAAUUGGAAGAAGCAAUCUUAACUUUUUCCCCUAUAUGUCAUCUUGUGAAUGCUAUCGCCUCUAUGAUUAGAUCUGAAGAAUAAUAUGGCAACAUGGGUAAAUAAAUCAUUAAUGAUUUAUUCACCAGUUUUUAUUGCUACAGGUUACUUUUUUGUGUAUUUUUAUACAUAACUAGCUGCUAUUCAAAUGUGAAUCUACUAUUUUUAAUUUACUGUUCACCUAUGUUUUAUGAAGUUGAAUUCUUGCUGUGCAUAAAGGUAUACAAGCAAAUAUGACUCACCCAGUUCUUGGGGUUGCUUUUCCUGACUUCAGAAGGUGAUAAUAACUGAAAAGCAUAAGACAAUAUAAUCAUGUUCUCUUAACACAUGAUCAUAAAAAGGACCAGCAAACACAUUUCAUUUUGCAUAUAAACGGUUGGAUUAUAUUUUAGGUCCAAGGACCUAAAACUUGCAGAUUUACCAACACUUUAGAAAAUAUUACAAGUGCUAUUAUGCAGACAUGACUAACUUCUGUUUGUACUGUGUCAUUUGGAAGAUAAUAAACUAUAUUUUUUGAAUAAAAAGUUAGUAAAUUUAUUAAAACCAGAAAUGCUUUAUUCUGGGGAUAAGAUUCUUUUUCUUUAUCUACUUUUCCACCCAUGUAUCCCCACUCACAUGUAUGUAUUUGUUUAUAUAUAUAGAUCUUACAUUACUUUGUAAGAUAUAAUAGAUUGGAGGCCACUAAAAUUGUUAAAAUUUU
Molecule: messenger RNA, 1650 nt
Organism: Nyctereutes procyonoides (raccoon dog)
Lineage: Eukaryota; Metazoa; Chordata; Mammalia; Carnivora; Canidae
Gene: TFPI2
Product: tissue factor pathway inhibitor 2
Exons: 5
Coding region: 16-933 (305 amino acids)
Molecular function (GO): serine-type endopeptidase inhibitor activity
Source: RefSeq, a predicted model, not a curated record